UAUUUUGGAUAUAACAACGUACCUGACAAGCGCGAACGAGAGAGAAGAGAGCGCAAGCAAAAGAAAAAAAAGAAACAUAAAAUAGACUAUCAUAAUGCAUGCCGCGAUCGCUACAGCGAUACCUAUACAUUUGAGAGCUCAGUAUUUAACAAUAUAAAUAAAUUAUAAGUUAAGUAUGUAGUUUAUCAGUGACUGAGUCAUAACUGUCGAGUCAUUUCGUUUUUAAGCGUGUUCUGCAUUUAUUUACUGAUAAACUAUGUAACCAAAUUAAAAUUUAUUUCGAAUGUAUAUCGCUAUAGUGACAUCGCGUGCAUUAUGAUAGUCAUAAUACGUAUAUGUAUUAUAUGAUAGAUGUACAAAUAUGUUAAUAUAAUGCUAAUAUCCCUCAUCAUAUAGAAGUAACAAGUCAUUCUCUUCUAAGGCGUAAAAUAAACAUCACGCACUGAUAGUUAUUUCUUACGGUCUUGUAUUAUUAUCAGUAUUUGACUGUGUACAGAGUUUAUUACAAGUUAAAUUAAAUCGCGAGUAUCACAGUCGCACAAGCAGCCGAUUAACUAUAAUGGCAGGAUUAUUCGAAAUUCUCUGUGCCUGCGUGGUAAUCUUAUAUUUAAUUUAUCGUUAUGUGACCGCCGAUUUUGACUACUGGACAUCGCGCGGAAUUAAUGGACCGAAACCUAUUCCAUUUUUCGGCAACGUCGCCAAAUUUAUGAUGGGCAAGAAAAGUUUGGGUGACAUGUACAAAGAAAUUUACGUGCAAUACCCGACAGAGUCCGUUGUAGGUGUGUUUUUAAGAGGAAGACCCGUGCUUCUCCUAAGGGAUCCUAAAUACAUCAAACAGGUGCUGAUUAAGGAUUUCGCCACCUUUAUCGAACGGAGUACAUUUAUUAACGAUAAGGCCGAACCCAUGUCCAUGCACCUCUUCAGGCUCGACGCUGUUAGAUGGCGACCAUUAAGAACGAGGCUCUCGCCCACCUUUACGUCCGGAAAAUUGAAGGACAUGUUUCACUUAUUGCUGAACUGUGCCGACUACUUCGAAAAGUAUCUCGACAAAAAGGUAUCUGAAAACGGUGUUGUCGAGUGCAAGGAUCUAACGUCCAAAUUCACCGUUGAUGUGAUCGGAUCGUGUGCCUUCGGUCUCGAAAUGAACGCGCUGAAGGAAGAGAAUAAUGAAUUUCAGAAAAUGGGUCGUUACAUAUUCCGCGCCAAUACAGCAAUCGUUUUUAAAAGCAUGCUCAGAGAAAUCCCGUGGGUCUACAAGAACUUCGGACAUAUCUUUGAUGAUCAUAAAGUGACUAAAUUUAUAACGGACAUUACACGAAACACUAUAGAGUAUAGGAAGAAGAACAAUAUCCGUCGACACGAUUUCAUCGAUACACUCAUUGAUCUCAAGGAUAAUCCUGACAAGCUGGGCUUUAAUAAUGUAACGGAUGAAUUCAUUGCUGCCCAAGCGUUCGUAUUUUUUGCGGCUGGCUUUGAAACAUCCUCUACUACGAUGUCCUGUGCAAUGUACGAGUUGGCCCUGAAUCAAUCAAUUCAAGAUAAAGUUCGAAAGGAGAUUAAAGAAGUCCUUAACAGUAGUGAUGGAGUAAUAUUAUACGAUGACAUCAAGAAAAUGAGCUAUUUGGAAAAGAUCUUUCAAGAGACUCUUAGAAAAUAUCCACUAGUAAUGUUUCUCAUGAGAAGACCUAUAAGAAAUUACACUUUCGAGGGGACUAAAAUCGAUCUACGGAAGGGGCAAGAAGUGAUUAUACCCGUUUACGGCAUUCAUAAUGAUCCCAAUAUUUACCCAAAUCCGGAAGUUUUUGAUCCUGAACGAUUUAGCCCAGAAAACAUGGAACAGAGAAAUUCCAUGUAUUAUCUACCUUUCGGAGAUGGUCCAAGAAAUUGUAUCGGAGCAAGGUUUGCCGCUUAUCAGACCAAAGUUGGAUUAAUCAAAGUGCUGAUGAAUUAUAAAAUAAAUGUUUGCGAAAAAACUCAGAUUCCAAUUGUUCUUGCUCCACAAUCCCCUUUGACGCUUCAAACGACUCACGGCAUAUAUGUAAAAUUGACUAAGCUCAUCUAAGAAGAUGCUACGUAAUUUGUACGUAUGCUACAUUGUUUUGUACGACGUUAUUCUCAUGCAACUUUGUACUAGUUUUACAUAUUAAAUUUUAUAAUUAUAUAAAUAAGAAUAUCAACGUAUCGAUAACAUGCAGUAGUAAUAAAUGUUUUAAUGUUUGAUAUUACGUUUGAUAUCUAAAAUGUUUAUAUUUUAUAUUAUAUUUAAAAUCCACAUAUUAAGAAUAUGAACUAAAGCAUAUGCACUUAGAAAAGAUAGCAAUAAAAGUGAUAAUAUUUCACCGAAUAAAUUCAUUCGUGAAUAAAUUUAAAAAAUAAAUUUAAAGCUUAAUAGUCUCAGACCUUGACAUUGAUUAAGAUGCAUUUAAUGUUGUUAUCAUAAAACUAUAAACAUUUCGUAACGAUAAACGCAACAGAAGAAGACAGGAACGCUUUCUUUCAAUUUUGUAACGAAACUAAUAAAAUUCCCACGUAUUUCGCAAAAGCUACACCAGAAGCAUUUGAAUGCACCAAACAAAUUAACGUAUUUUUGCAUUGAAUAGCAUUACGAUUUAUGUUUAACUAUAGUAAUAAGAUCAUUGGAAAAUAUUGUGAAAGCCGAGGAAUAACUAAAUUAAAAAUCGGCGAUCUAAGCGCGUAAUUGGUGAAUUCAUUUUUCGGAUAAAAAGUAAUAAUUAAGUUUCUCUGCUAAUAAAAGAAAAUUAACGAUG
Solenopsis invicta (red fire ant) is the source of this 2768-nucleotide messenger RNA. Its product is annotated as probable cytochrome P450 6a14. Gene Ontology annotation, molecular function: heme binding; iron ion binding; oxidoreductase activity, acting on paired donors, with incorporation or reduction of molecular oxygen. The coding region runs from base 560 to 2062 and encodes 500 amino acids. The record is from RefSeq and is a predicted model, not a curated record. The transcript has 5 exons. NCBI's taxonomy places the organism in Eukaryota, Metazoa, Arthropoda, Insecta, Hymenoptera, Formicidae.